This is a messenger RNA of Trichobilharzia regenti, 594 nucleotides long. NCBI's taxonomy places the organism in Eukaryota, Metazoa, Platyhelminthes, Trematoda, Strigeidida, Schistosomatidae. The record is from the annotation of a GenBank genome assembly.
AUGCUGUUCAACUGGCUGGUCGUCAUUCUCUUUCUACAAGCCUAUGAUUACGUAAAUGCCGACUGGGAUGUUUACAACAAGAUGUGUAAAGAAAAAUGCGAGAUCUACGUAUGGGCACAAAAGAUUUUGACUGUUGAUUUACUUAAUAUUAUUAUUAUUAACAUCCUGAAAUUCAUAUUCUCAAUUUUGUGUUCUUAUAUUUUCAUUUCAGGUGGUAAGCUGUGCUCAGAAGCAACCGGUGCACAAACAUUCUACUGUACACUACAAUGCUCACAGAAUUCAAGAAAUGACAGUGAAUACCAAAAAUGCAAAAAAGGUUGUACCGGUGUAAAUCUAAACGAGGAGAAAUGUAGAGGCGAAUGUCGACUGAUUCUUGGCAGUAAAUUUAUCUGUGAUACUGUUUGCAUGGAUGAUAAACCCGCAUCUCUACCUCGCUGCUUAUUUGUAUGCGGCGAACACUACCCUCCUGCAGCAGGCUGUGUUCCACCAGAAAACCCAGAUUCAGAUGGAAGAGAAUGUGAAAAUCCUAAUUUAAUAACAUGUGCACAGUGGUGCUACGACGGGGAUUGGCAACGGGUAUACGCAAAACCUUGA